This is a messenger RNA of Amphibalanus amphitrite, 1482 nucleotides long. RefSeq names its product b(0,+)-type amino acid transporter 1-like. NCBI's taxonomy places the organism in Eukaryota, Metazoa, Arthropoda, Thecostraca, Balanomorpha, Balanidae. Bases 1 to 1482 code for a protein of 493 amino acids. Gene Ontology annotation, molecular function: L-amino acid transmembrane transporter activity. Gene Ontology annotation, cellular component: membrane. The transcript has 2 exons. The record is from RefSeq and is a predicted model, not a curated record. Gene Ontology annotation, biological process: amino acid transmembrane transport.
AUGGUGGAGAACGCUGGAUAUGUGUCCGAUGACGACUUUGCUCGAGAGCUGAGGAUGGCCAGCCAGGCGGCCGAGAUGGCCACGGCGCGCGCGGCAGCUGCUGCGGCCAGCCGGCGCCCCAUCCUCAUCGGCUCCAUCGUCGGCGCCGGCAUCUUCAUCUCUCCGGCGGGCGUGCUGCGGCACUCGGGUUCGGUGGGCGCCGCGCUCACCAUCUGGUUCGCUACUGGACUCGUCGAGGCGGUCGGCGCGCUCUGCUACAUCGAGCUGGGCCUGCUGCUGCCGGAGCACGGCGGAGAUUUCACCUACCUGCUGCGCGCCUUCGGGCCGCUGCACCCGUUUCUGGGCGCGCUGCCUGCCUUCCUGCAGUGCUGGCUGGACGUGAACGUGUCCAACCCGGCCGGCACUGCCGUGCUGGCGCUGACGUUUGCCCAGUACAGCGUGCGGCCCUGGUACGGCAGCCACUGCCCUCCUCCGGCCGGACUCGAACCUCUUCUGGCGUCAUUGAUUGUUCUCACUCUGACUGCCGCCAACUGUAUCGGAGUCCACUGGUCCACCCGUCUACAAAACGUUUCUACGGCCGCCAAAAUGACCGCCAUGGCCAUUAUCGUGGCCGUCGGAGUGUAUUCCUUAUCGCAAGGCAAUGUUCAGUACCUGGCCACAGGAUUUGAGGGCACCACCAGCUCUUCAAGCGAGAUGAUCGCCGCCCUUCUCACCUGCAACUGGGCGUACGCAGGCUCAAAAACUCUCAACGAAAUGAGUGAGGAGCUCAAGGACCCUCCGCGAACGUUACCGCUCUCCAUUUUGGGUUCGCUGCCCCUCAUAUCUGCGUUCUAUGUGUUGGUGAACGCGGCGUAUCUAACGGUCCUCUCGCCACAGCAGAUGCUGGCGUCACCAGCGGUGGCCUUUCUGUUCGCCGAGCGAGCGUUCCGACCCGCUGCCUUUUUGAUGCCACUCGGAGUGGCCGUCUCUGUCCUAGGUGCACUCAACAGCAUGAUACUCGCCAAUAGUCGGGUUCAUUUUGCUGUGGCUCGACAGGGGCACCACAUGCACGUCUUCAGUCUGGUUCAUGUGCGCUGGUUGACCCCCGUUCCGGCGCUGGUCUUCCAGGCGGUAGUCGUCUGCGCCAUGGUCUUUGUCGGCGACGCAGAAGCGCUGCUGCGGCUGUCUAGCUUCGUGAGCGCCUUCUUCAACGUGAUGGUGGUAGCGUCUCUGUUUGUGUUGCGCAGAACCAUGCCGGACGCCAAUCGACCCUACCGGGUGCAUACGCUGCUGGCUGUGUCAAGGCUGCUCUUCUCGGCGUACCUGCUGGUGGGGCCCAUCGUCGACCACCCGCGCACCGAGUACCUGUACUCGGUGGCCAUGCUGCUGCUCGGUCUGGCCGUCUACACGCCGUUCGUGUACAAGGGCUGGUCGUGGCCGCUGCUGGAGCGGUGCACAGUGGGCCUGCAGAAGGCACUCGAGCUGCUGCCCACAGAGUAUUGA